AUGCCCUUGGGGGGCGGCCUCGUGCGCCGCGCCGUGGUGGCGGCGGCCGUGGCCGCUCCCGCGGCGGCCGCGCAGUGCGAGGAUGCGCGGUGGAGGAGCCUCCACGACGUGCUCGACAGGGCGCGCCGCGAGACCGCGUAUCGGGAGGUGGUCGUGGAGGGGUUCCACGAGCUGCAGCAGACACAUUUCGCAUGGUACAGGGACAACUACCAGGACUGCGUGGAGGGCUUCGUCUCGCUCGUGCUGUACCUGUCGCUGCACAGCGCGGGCCGCCAGAAGGUGCUGCUCGACCUAGCAGACCACGCGGCGCGCGAGCUCAACCCGCUGGCGCUGCGCGCGGGGCUGGCCUCGUGGCCGCUCUUCGGGCUGGAGGCGCAGCUGACGACCAGCUGGCAGGGCGGCCAGCGGGCCGCGCCGCUGCCCACCGAGCCCUGGCGCUCGGCGCCCUGCGCGCAGACGGCCCCCGCGAGGAUCUCGCCGCUCCUCGCGGCCAUGGCCGCCGGGGGCGCGGGCAUCACGUCCAUGACCGUCGCCCGGGGGCUGCGGCAGGGCUCCCUGCUGGUGGACGCGGGCGUGUUCGACGGCACCGACUGGUCCCUGGCGGGGGUGCUGGCGGGCGCCACGGUGGUCGGCUUCGAGCCCCUGCUGAAGAACCGGCGACUCUUCGAGAGCCGGUUCCCCGCCGCCCUCGGCGAGGCAGCGCCCCAGGCCCGCGCGGGCGGCUGCCGCGCGCACACGCUGCUCGACGUGGCCCCCGGGCGCGGCGCGCCCCAGGUGCCCUGGGGCGAGGCCGCCCCGAAGGGGCCGGGCGGCGCCGCGGCCUGCGGGGGGGCGUUGGGCCACGCCUACGUCCUCGGCGCAGCCGUGGGCGAGCGCGUGCGCGGGCUCAGCAUGACCACCCGCUACGACUACAGCCCAGCAUCAGCGACCAGGGCUACCUGA
Molecule: messenger RNA, 942 nt
Organism: Prorocentrum cordatum
Lineage: Eukaryota; Dinophyceae; Prorocentrales; Prorocentraceae
Source: the annotation of a GenBank genome assembly